AUGACAACUUUAGAUUCCAAAGUUAUAAUAGAUGAACCAAAUACAUAUAAAGCAUCAAUUAUUGAAACGCAAGAACAUUCUAAUAAAGAGAAUACACUUAAAAAAUCAAAAAUACCCACAUCAAGAGUUAGUCGAUUUUUUCAUUAUGGAGGAUUGGCUAUUGGAUUGGGAGCAGGAGCUAUGAGUGAGGCUGUUCGAAGAGCUACGGGAAUUUCAAAAACAAAAGGUGGCUCGGUAUUGAUGAGUGAAGCCAAUAUAGAGCGUCUGGUUAAUAAAUUAUCUCGAAUGCGCGGAGCUGCAUUGAAGUUGGGACAGAUGAUAAGUAUUCAAGAUAAUGAUAUGCUACCUGUACAAUUGGAAAAAGUAUUGUUGCGUGUUCAGAAUAGUGCCAAUUAUAUGCCAAAUUGGCAAAUGGAGAAAGUAAUGGCAAAGGAACUUGGUCUAAAUUGGCGUGAUAAUUUUAAAACUUUUGAUCCGAUUCCAAUGGCAGCAGCAUCAAUAGGCCAAGUUCAUAAUGCUCAAUUAUCCAAACCUCCCUAUUUACCAGUAGCAAUUAAAGUACAAUAUCCAGGAGUUGCGGCUUCGAUCGAUUCAGACUUGAAUAAUCUAAGAACUUUAGUAAUAAUGAGCAAUUUAUUGCCCAAAGGACUUUACCUUGAUAAUACAAUUAAAGUAGCAAGAAGAGAAUUAGCAUGGGAAACUGAUUACGUUAGGGAAGCUACCUGUAUGGAGAAAUUUGGAGAACUUUUAAAAGAUGAUAAGGAUUUUGUUGUACCUAAAGUGAUGAAAGAAUAUUCUACAAAAAUGGUUUUAACUAGUGAAAAAAUGAUGGGCGAACCUUUAACUUAUGCUGUUUACUAUAGCCAAGAACUCAGAAACAAAAUUGGUGAAAAUAUCUUGAAACUUAGUUUAAGAGAGUUAGCUGAAUUUCAAUUUAUGCAAACUGAUCCGAACUGGACUAAUUUCUUAUACAAUACUAAAACAAGAAAGAUUGAAUUAGUAGAUUUUGGAGCAAGUAGAGGAUUUGAUUCCAAAUUCAUAAAUUUAUACUUGCAAAUUCUAAAAUCGGCAGCAAAAGGAGAUAGAGAAGGAUGUUUAUUUUAUUCAGAACAAAUAGGCUAUCUAACAGGAUAUGAAACUGAGGUUAUGAGAAAUGCACAUAUUGAUUCAAUAUUGACAUUAGGAGAACCAUUUUCAGAAGUCAUGUAUGAUUUCUCUAAACAAACUAUAACUAAAAGAGUAAAAGAUUUAAUACCUACAAUGUUGAAAUAUAGAUUAACUCCACCGCCUGAUGAAACUUACAGCUUACACAGAAAAUUAUCCGGCGCAUUUUUACUUUGUGCUAAAUUAGGUGCCAAAGUUAGAUGUAAAGGUAUUUUUGAAGAAGUUGUUGGCGAGAUAUAA
Molecule: messenger RNA, 1404 nt
Organism: Rhizophagus irregularis DAOM 181602=DAOM 197198
Lineage: Eukaryota; Fungi; Glomeromycota; Glomeromycetes; Glomerales; Glomeraceae
Biological process (GO): ubiquinone biosynthetic process
Source: RefSeq, a predicted model, not a curated record